This is a messenger RNA of Hirsutella rhossiliensis, 3138 nucleotides long. RefSeq lists its product as uncharacterized. The coding region runs from base 1 to 3138 and encodes 1045 amino acids. Lineage: Eukaryota; Fungi; Ascomycota; Sordariomycetes; Hypocreales; Ophiocordycipitaceae. The transcript is spliced from 2 exons. The record is from RefSeq and is a predicted model, not a curated record.
AUGCUACGCCGCAACAGCUCUCGCAACAAACAGAGGCGUCCUCUUGGCCGGAGCAAGUCGACCACGUCGAUCCCCCGGAGCCCCGUCAGCCGCCUCGUCAGCAUCGAGCCCGCCGUGGCAGAGCGAGACGCCCAUAUUGCCGCCACUCUGUCGUACCAUCGGGCCCACGCGCACGAAAGGCACCGCUACGACAUGCCGUCUACACCGCGUGGUCCUCGAACCUUUGCAGCGUCCACGGGCAACGGCAGUCCUGGCGGGCACGGCUUGACCCCUUCUUCGGACGCGAUACACAGCCAUCAAGACUCGUCGAUAAACUGUUCUCUCGCGAGGCAGCAGAGCGUCCGGUUCGCCGGACCAAAUGCCAGGCCCAGGCGAGCCCUGGCUCCCAGAGCAAACCAAGCAUCUCUUUCGCCGGCCCACCAGAGACUUGAUGCCGUGCGGCAUUUGCCCGUCGGUCGCGGACAGCUCAGCUUUUCCGACAACGGAAGCUAUCUAGGUGCCAGCGACGCCACCCGGAGCCUUGGUCGCGUCAGUCAGCUGUCAGGCAAUGCUCUGUUCCUCGAGUCCAGCGCCGGCACGGCGCUCCCCUCGAUUGGGCGUUUGCGAAAAUCAAGGUCCACGCUCACCUACCCCGUUCCACCCUCGCCACAGUUCGAAUUGAGCGAAGGCCCGGCAGAACGGCUCAGGGACUGGCUUUCCAACCCUCUACAUGGCUCUGAAGACAAGGAAAAUGAGCCGGCAGGGCUCUCUCGACCUUUUGCUCUCCGAGCUCCCAGAUCCAUGAGUUUCCUCCGAGGCCACGGACACUUGUCGAGGAGCAGCCGAAAUGAUACCAGCUUGUCUGGCCAUGAUGACGCCGCCGAGCAGCUACCUGAUUUUGAUGAGCCACGCCGUCUCCUGAGAUCGCAGCCGUCAGCCUUCUUUCGGCCCAAGCACCGGCGUUGCGGGAGCUCGGCGGGGCUGCCCAAGUCCCUGCGCAACAGCAGCAACGGCAGCGCUGCGCUUUCGUCGGCCUUUUCUGGCAGCUCGAUUCCCGUGUCGAAACGGACCGGGCUGCGAGUCAAGGCCCGGAAGGUCUCGAGCACGUUGAAAAGCAAGUUCAAGGGACUCUUCCGGCCCAGGAGCGCCAAUGACGCCAUCGGAGAGACAUUGCGCAUGCCCCCUUCGUCUGGCUCAGACAGCGGCGCCAGCUAUCGUCGGAUGGGCAACACCCCGGAGCCUGAGGAGGCAUCCAUGUCCCGAGUGCCGUCCCACGUACCGUCACUGCACGCAGUCCCGUCAAACCAGCAGCUGCGUUCGCGCCAGGGCAGCCUGGAGAGCCUCCGCAUUGAGCAGAACCUCUCGUCCGACGACAAGUCUCGCGUUACGAGCUGGACCAACUCGAGCGCCCACACGGUGGCGAGUGUGACUUCCCAUGCCGACUGGGAGCGCCAGCGUCUCUCCGUCAUCAAGGAAAAUGGCACGCACGUUUCGUCAUGCGCCGCGGCUCGCCCGAUGAAUCCUCUCGUGGGAUCGAAGCCUCCGCCGGGCUCGCUUACGCCUGGUACCGCGAUCGACAGCCAGCGUGUAUAUGCAGCCUUAAUGAAGAGGCUGGACGAAACGCGACAGCAAACGCACACGAAGCCAAGUGCGGUCACGCACGAGGCGUGCAACGUUGUGUCGUCGCGGGACAGCCUCGUCGAACAGGCCAGCUCUCAGGCGUGGCCGCCGCCAACGAUUCGCUGUGUACAGGCAGAGGACGAUGUCUUCCAAGACAAGGCGUUGGAUUCGUCGUCGCAAGGGGCGGAUGAUGUGCCUGCGGAAGACGAGUUUCAAAGCACCAAACGAUCCGGCUCGGCCCGCUCGGCGUCGUAUCAGGCUUACCCCAAGCCGACGGCGGGCGAUGGCAGAGGCCUGUCACCUCGAGGCAAGCCGAGACCUGGGGCCGAUGCGCAGCGUUUGGCUCACAGGAGCUCGGCAUUUUAUGCCAGCCCAGCGAGCCACCUCUUUCGCACGGCAAGCCCGUAUCGCCGGGCGCUCCGCGAGAGCAUCAAGGAAGCUCAAGAGUCGGAGUGUGCUCACGCUCUCGACGCCAGAUAUCUCAGCACCCUUUCGGCGCUCAGCCUCCCAACGCGUCGCCCAAGCACGGCCGGAUCGGAUAGAGAAGCUCGUACGAGCGACGCCGGGAGCGUUUAUUCGAGCACUGCUGAAGACGUCAAGGCCGGCCAGCCCGAAAACAAUGCGGACGCUGGUGAAAGCACUUGCUCUUCACUCAACUACCAUGGCCAUGCCAACGAAACAAGUUUUGCUGACCCGCCGGCAUACAAUGCACCGGCCAUGGCUCACGGCCGCAACAUUUCGUCGGCGAGCUCGGUCGAGUGGAAGACGUGGCUUAGCGCCAACGUGUCCAAGCUGGAAACCCCUUCGACAACAAUGAGUGCCGAAAGCCGGGGGGAAUUAUGUCAUGGCUUGCCGCCGUCUUUUGGCCACGUCAGAGAGCAGGCCGAAAUCGAAUCGCCGGGCGACUUGCCGAUGCCCGAGAUGCUCAGGGCGGCGGGAUUGGACAGGGCAACGCCGGCCAGGCAAAUGUCGGAGAGCCCGUAUCAGGCGUCGCCUAGUACUGCGGCGCAGCGGCGCAGGAGUCAUGGUCUGGGCGGGCCUCCUCUUAUCCCCUCUCGAAGCAGCCUUCGCACCGCUCCGUCCCUGCCAGGCACUCAGUCCAGCGUGCACGCGGAUGCAGAGCGACAAGAUGCCAGGCUGCCGCGAAUGCGCUCCCUCAACACCAUGGCCACUCGAAGUUCCCCAGCGCGAGAUGAUCAGGUGCCAAAGCGACGGGGGCAGCCCUGCAUGGGCUUUGGCGGUGUUUCCCCGGCGCAGUCGAGCCCUGGGCUGACGGCAGCUGUUGAGAAGCAGUUUGGCAAGCUCAGCACAGGUUCCCCAAGGAGGGGAUAUGACUGGAAGGCAGAGGGGGAUGCCACGACCCCAAAGCGCAAGGCUGGCGGUAGAGUCGAUGAUGCAGGAUCGGCGGGCUCGAGCUGGGACGCUCAGGUGAUGGGAAGCAAGAGAAUGGUGGACCUGUUUCUCAGCAGUCGCCGCAGGCGAAUCGAGGGCAGUGCGAUGGGGACUGAGAGCGAGAAUACGUCGUUAGUGUUUUUAUGA